Messenger RNA from Ilex paraguariensis (yerba mate), 2903 nucleotides. NCBI's taxonomy places the organism in Eukaryota, Viridiplantae, Streptophyta, Magnoliopsida, Aquifoliales, Aquifoliaceae. The record is from the annotation of a GenBank genome assembly.
AUGUUUUCAGGAGGUAGUAGUCUUGGCUGCCCAGAAAACUCAGGUGCUGCAGGGACGGUAUAUGAUGCUAUUCCACGAAACUUGAUUGUUAGCAAUCAGAACAAGUCAACAGAUACAGACACAUUACUUAUGGAAUUUCCAAAUCAGCCACUUAUGACAAAUGUUUAUAUUCAAAAUCAGGCCAAAGCUGCUGUUCCCUUACUUUGGAGUCGGCUCCAGGUCCAAGGACAAAUUAGUCUCUUGAGUGGUGGAGAGUUGAGCUUUGGGCUAGCACAUUAUGCCUUGUCAGAAUUUGAGUUAUUGGCCGAAGAGCUUUUAAUGAGUGAUUCUGUACUUAAGGUUUAUGGGGCUCUUCGCAUGUCUGUCAAAAUUUUUUUGAUGUGGAAUUCAAAAAUGAUUAUAGAUGGUGGUGGAGAUCAAAAUGUUGAGAUAUCCUUGCUUGAGGCUAGUAAUCUGAUUGUGCUCAAGGAGUCAUCUAUCAUACAAUCUAAUGCAAAUCUGGGAGUUUAUGGACAAGGGUUAUUAAAUUUGUCAGGACCAGGAGAUAGUAUUGAAGCACAACGUCUGGUUCUGUCGCUGUUUUAUAGUAUCCAUGUUGGACCUGGAUCAGUCUUGCGUGGUCCCUUGGAAAAUGCUUCUGCUGAUGCAGUGACACCGAAGUUGAAUUGUGAACGUCAGGAUUGUCCCAUCGAACUGCUUCAUCCCCCCGAAGAUUGCAAUGUGAACACUUCACUGUCCUUCACUCUACAGAUCUGCCGAGUUGAAGAUAUCCUUGUUGAAGGACUUAUAGAAGGAUCCGUUAUUCAUUUCCAUAGGGCGAGGACUAUAUCUGUGCCGUCUUCUGGAACAAUUAGCACUUCAGGGAUGGGCUGCACUGGAGGUGUGGGUCAAGGAAAAAUUCUAAGCGAUGGUCCUGGUAGUGGUGGUGGGCAUGGCGGUAAAGGUGGAAUUGCUUGUUAUAAUGGCAGCUGCAUCGAGGGUGGUAUAUCAUAUGGUGAUUCGGAUUUGCCUUGUGAACUGGGUAGUGGAAGUGGAAAUGACAGUUUGGCUAGUUCAUCUACUGGUGGUGGUAUUUUAGUAAUGGGUUCACAGAUGCAUCCCCUGUCAAGUUUAUUUGUUGAAGGUUCAGUUAGAGCUGAUGGAGAAAAUUCCCAGAAGAAUGAUUAUGGAAUUGUGGAUGAUCAGAACGGAGGUCCUGGAGGCGGAUCUGGUGGAACUAUUCUUUUGUUUUUGAGUGCUCUGGUUCUUGGUGAGACUGGCCUUCUUUCCAGUGCUGGUGGUCUUGGUUGUUCCAAUGGUUGUGGUGGAGGAGGUGGUGGAAGGAUUCACUUUCAUUGGUCAGACAUUCCCACCGGAGACGUAUACCAGCCAAUAGCUAGUGUGAAUGGAAGCAUAAAUACUGGGGGUGGACUGGGUGGAAACCCUGGUGAAGCUGGGGAAAAAGGGACAGUGACGGGAAGAGCUUGCCCAAAAGGCCUUUAUGGAACCUUCUGUGAGGAAUGUCCAACUGGCACCUAUAAAAAUGUCACGGGAUCUGAUAUAGCCCUUUGUUUUCCAUGCCCAGUUGAUGAGCUUCCCCAACGUGGCAUUUACAUUGCCGUCCGAGGUGGUAUUACUGAAGCACCUUGUCCUUACAAAUGCAUUUCGGAUAGUUAUCACAUGCCACAUUGCUAUACAGCUCUCGAGGAGUUGAUAUACACAUUUGGUGGGCCUUGGUUGUUUGGUCUUCUUCUUUUGGGUCUCCUCAUCUUGUUAGCUUUGGUGCUUAGUGUUGCACGAAUGAAGUUUGUUGGCGUCGAUGAAUCACCGGGCCCUGCUCCCACACAGCACAGCUCUCAAAUUGCUCACUCAUUUCCUUUCCUGGAAUCACUGAAUGAGGUUUUAGAAACAAACAGAGUUGAAGAAUCACAGAGUCACGUACAUAGAAUGUAUUUUAUGGGUUCAAAUACAUUCAGAGAACCUUGGCAUCUUCCUCAUACACCUCCAGAACAAGUAAAGGGGAUUGUAUAUGAGGGCGCAUUCAAUAGAUUUGUGGAUGAGAUUAAUGCUAUAGCCGCCUUCCAGUGGUGGGAGGGAUCAGUGUUCAGCAUUCUAUGUGUUCUUACAUAUCCUCUUGCAUGGUCAUGGCAACAAUGGCGUCGGAGAAUGAAGUUACAGCGACUUCGUGAAUUUGUCAGGUCAGAGUAUGAUCAUGCUUGCUUACGGUCUUGUCGCUCACGUGCUCUGUAUGAAGGGCUGAAGGUAGCUGCAACAUCUGAUCUAAUGUUGGCAUAUGUGGACUUUUUUCUUGGCGGGGAUGAAAAGAGAUCUGAUCUUCCUCCUCGUCUUCAUGAAAGAUUUCCGAUGUCUUUAUUGUUUGGAGGUGAUGGAACUUACAUGUCUCCUUUUUCUCUUCACAAUGACAAUAUUAUCACGAGUCUUAUGAGUCAGUCUGUCCCACCUACAACCUGGUAUCGGUUUGUGGCUGGUUUGAACGCACAAUUGCGCUUGGUAUGCCGGGGUUGUCUCAGAGCCAUGUUUCGCCCUGUCCUUAGAUGGCUUGAAACUUUUGCCAAUCCUGCUUUGAGGAUCUAUGGAGUACAUGUUGAUCUAGCCUGGUUUCAAGCUACAGCUGGUGGUUAUUGUCAAUAUGGACUCUUGGUAUAUGCUAUUGAAGAAGAAAGUGAGAGUAUAUUGUUCGAAAAUACUGAUGGAAUGACUCGAAGUGAGCUACAUUCACGGUAAUUAUCUGUCUAUAUGUAUUCUCACAGGUGGAAAACUUGAAUUAACUUAUGUGCACACACAUGCAUACGUGGUAAAUAGGUGUCCACUGAAGCAUCCUUAAUAAUAAGAAAAAUAAAACAUUAUGUUUUUGUUCCAUGCUUUGUUGGUCUGUUGAUUGGAUCUAAAUAAGACAGGUUAUU